UACCACGGACUGGCUGGGAAAACUGUGCUAGACUACAGUAGAGGGGGGGUUGAUGGUGACGCAGGAAAAACACCCAAGUGCAGACAAAAAAAAAAUAAGCAAGGAAGAGAGAUCAUAUUAGCAGAUCUGGAUGCAUGUAUGAAAAUAGUAUGUAACACACGUUGACACUUAGCGGAACCCAGAAUAGAAAGAUUCAUAGACAGGACAAGUCAACUCAAGGAAGUUGCAUCAAAUUUUGGGGUUCUGCGAUGGUCUCUGCAACCCUCCCUGAGCCUCAGCAGCCGGAGCGUUCCCUCUCAGCCGGCCUCUGGUUCUCCUUCCCUACCCAGGCAGUGAUUCCCCUCCAGGCCAGGGCCUCCUAAAGCGGACAAGACUGCCAAGAUCUACCCCGUGUCGAUCAUGACGGUCACCACCCGUGGCUCCCCCGUGGGGGGCAAUGAUAGCCAGGGCCAGGCACCCGCUGAUUCUCCGAGCCAGCCCCCACCCACACAGGCCCAGACGGUGUCCGCAAACCCGUCGACCACGGAGCCGUCUCCUGUGAGCCCACCGGCGGCGGAGGAGGAGCAGGGUCAAGGAGACUCUGUCCCUGCUCUGGAGGAGGAGGAGCCUGCCUUCCCUCACACUGACCUGGCCAAGCUGGACGACAUGAUCAACAGGCCCCGAUGGGUAGUCCCAGUCCUGCCAAAGGGGGAAUUAGAAGUUCUACUUGAAGCUGCUAUAGACUUAUGUAAAAAAGGGCUUGAUGUGAAGUGUGAGGCGUGCCAGAGGUUUUUCAGGGACGGCCUGACCAUCUCCUUCACUAAGAUCCUCACAGACGAGGCUGUCAGUGGGUGGAAGUUUGAGAUCCAUAGGUGUAUCAUCACCAACACACACCGGCUGGUGGAGCUGUGUGUGACCAAGCUUCCUCAGGACUGGUUCCCCUUACUGGAGCUACUGGCCACAGCCACCAACCCCCACUGCAAGUUCCACAUCUACAACGGCACGCGGCCCUCUGAGACCAUCCCCGCCGGGGCCACGCUGGCCGACGACGAGCUCUUCGCCCGCCCACCUGACCCUCGCUCACCCAAGGGCUGGUUGGUGGACCUGAUUAAUAAGUUUGGCACGCUGAACGGGUUUCAGACUCUACACGACCGCUUCAUGAGCGGACAGGCACUCAACGUACAGAUCAUCGCUGCCCUCAUCAAGCCGUUCGGCCAGUGCUAUGAGUUCCUGACCUUGCACACAGUGAAGAAGUACUUCCUGCCAGUGAUCGAGAUGGUUCCUCAGUUCCUGGAGAAUCUGACUGACGAGGAGCUGAAGAAGGAGGCCAAGAACGAGGCCAAGAACGAUGCCCUGUCCAUGAUCAUCAAGUCCCUGAAGAACCUGGCCUCCAGGGUGCCCGGUCAGGAGGAGACCGUCAAGAACUUGGAGAUAUUUAGGUUGAAAAUGAUCCUUAGGUUAUUGCAGAUUUCCUCGUUCAACGGCAAGAUGAACGCUCUGAAUGAGGUCAACAAGGUAAUCUCCAGCGUGUCCUACUAUACGCAUCGGCAUGGCAACCCCGAGGAGGAGGAGUGGCUGACGGCAGAACGCAUGGCGGAGUGGAUCCAGCAGAACCACAUCCUCUCCAUCGUGCUGAGGGACAGCCUCCACCAGCCUCAGUACGUAGAGAAACUAGAGAAGAUACUCCGCUUCGUCAUCAAGGAGAAAGCCCUCACCAUGCAGGACCUGGACAACAUCUGGGCAGCGCAGGCUGGUAAGCACGAAGCCAUAGUGAAGAACGUCCAUGACCUUCUGGCCAAACUGGCCUGGGACUUCUCUCCAGAGCAGCUCGACCAUCUCUUUGAUUGCUUCAAGGAGAGUUGGACGAAUGCGAGUAAGAAGCAGCGUGAGAAGCUGCUGGAGCUGAUCCGUCGUCUGGCGGAGGACGAUAAGGAUGGAGUGAUGGCCCACAAGGUGCUCAACCUGCUGUGGAACCUGGCUCACAGUGACGACGUCCCCGUGGACAUAAUGGACCAGGCCCUCAGCGCACACAUCAAGAUACUGGACUACAGCUGCUCUCAGGACAGAGACACCCAGAAGAUCCAGUGGAUAGACCGCUUCAUCGAGGAGCUGCGCACCAACGACAAGUGGGUCAUACCAGCCCUGAAGCAGAUCAGAGAGAUCUGCAGCCUGUUUGGGGAAGCUCCUCAGAACCUCAGUCAGACCCAGAGGAGUCCUCAUGUGUUCUAUCGUCAUGACCUGAUCAACCAGCUGCAGCACAACCAUGCCCUGGUCACUCUGGUGGCUGAGAACCUGUCUGCCUACAUGGAGACCAUGAGACCGUUCUCCAAAGCUGAACACGCAGACUUUGACCCUCAGACGGUCAGAGUGGGAAGUCGCUACAGUCAUGUUCAGGAGGUCCAGGAGAGGCUCAACUUCCUGAGGUUCCUGUUGAAGGACGGACAGUUGUGGCUAUGUGCUCCUCAGGCCAAGCAGAUCUGGAGGUGUCUGGCUGAGAGCGCUGUCUUCCUGUGUGACCGGGAGGCGUGCUUCAAAUGGUACUCUAAGCUAAUGGGAGAUGAGCCAGACCUGGACCCGGACAUCAACAAGGACUUCUUUGAGAACAAUGUUCUGCAGCUGGACCCGUCCCUGCUCACGGAGAACGGCAUGAAGUGCUUCGAGAGGUUCUUCAAGGCUGUCAACUGCCGCGAAGGCAAACUGGUGGCCAAACGCAGGGCCUACAUGAUGGAUGACCUGGAGCUCAUAGGACUGGACUACCUCUGGAGGGUGGUGAUCCAGGGUACUGAUGACAUCGCCAGCCGAGCCAUCGACCUGCUGAAGGAGAUCUACACCAACCUGGGGCCCAAGCUGCAGGUCAACCAGGUGGAGAUCCACGAGGACUUCAUCCAGUUGUGUUUUGACCGUCUGAAGGCGUCGUACGACACGCUGUGUGUCCUGGAUGGGGACAAGGACAGCAUCAACUGUGCCCGGCAGGAGGCCAUCCGCAUGGUUCGCGUGCUCACCGUGCUCAAGGAGUACAUCAACGAAUGUGACAGCGACUACCACGAGGAGAGGUCCAUACUGCCCAUGUCCAGGGCGUUCCGGGGGAAGCACAUCACGUUGAUCGUUCGUUUCCCUAACCAGGGUCGUCAGGUGGAUGACCUGGACAUCUGGUCUCACACCAAUGACACCAUCGGCUCGGUGCGCCGCGGCAUCCUCACACGCAUCAAGGCCAACGCCACGCACACCAAGAUAGAGCUCUUCAUUGGCGGGGAGGUUGUCGACCCAGCGGAUGACAGGAAGCUGAUUGGACAGCUCAACCUCAAGGACAAAGCAUUGAUCACAGCCAAGCUGACCCAGGUGAGUGCCACCGUGCCCUCCAGUCCUGACAGCUCCUCGGACUCCUCCACCGGCUCACCCAGUAACCAUGGCAACCACUUCAGCGAAGGGCCCAACCCAGAGGUGGAGGGCUGCCUGCCUGGAGUGAUCAUGUCUCUCCACCUGCGCUACAUCUCGUUCCUGUGGCAGGUAGCAGACCUGGGUUGUACCCUCAACAUGCCUCUGCUGCGAGAUGGAGCCAGGCUCCUCAUGAAGCUUAUGCCUCCAGACAACAGUACCAUGGAGAACCUGCGCGCUAUCUGUCUGGAUCAUGCCAAGCUGGGAGAGAACAGCCUGAGCCCCACACUGGACUCCCGCUUCUUUGGCCCCUCGCCCUCACAAGUCCUCUACCUCACUGAGGUGGUGUAUGCAUUGCUGAUGCCGGCCAGCAGCACCCUCGGCGAGGACGCCAGCGACUUCCAGUACAACUUCCUGAAGAGCGGCGGCCUCCCACUCGUACUGAGUAUGCUCACCAGGAAUAACUUCCUGCCGUCGGCCGACAUGGAGACGCGGCGGGGGGCAUACCUCAAUGCCCUGAAGAUCGCCAAGCUGCUGCUGACCGCCGUGGGGUUCGGACACGUCAAAGCUGUGGCCGAGGCCUGCCAGCCCGUAGUGGAGGGGACCAGCCCUGCAUCGCCGAUCAACCAGGCGACCCACGACCAGGCCCUGGUCCUCCAGAGUGCUCUACAGAAUAUCCCGAACCCCGCCUCUGAGUGCAUGCUCCGCAACGUGGCCAUACGACUGGCCCAACAGAUCUCUGACGAGUCUCUGCCCCCGAACGCCCAGAACUUCUUCCAAGCAUCCAAGUACAUCCCAGACCUCUGUGUGAUCCGGGCGGUGCAGAAGAUCGUGUGGGCUUCAGGCUGUGGCACGGUACAGCUGGUCUUCAGCUCUAAUGAAGAGAUCAGUCAGAUCUAUGAGAAGACGAACGCGGGUAAGGAGCCGGACGGGGAGGAUGAGAUGGUGUGCUGUGAGGCACUGGAGAUCAUGACCCUGUGUUUUGCCCUGCUGCCCACCGCUCUGGACACUCUCAGUAAGGAGAAGGCCUGGCAGACUUACAUCAUAGACCUGCUACUGCACUGCCACAGCAAGUCAGUUCGUCAGAUGGCUCAGGAACAGUUCUUCCUCAUGGCCACUAGGUGUUGUAUGGGACACAGACCCCUCCUCUUCUUCAUCACCCUCCUCUUCACCGUCUUAGGGAGCACGGCAAAGGAGAGGGCGAAGCACGCAGGGGACUACUUUACGCUGCUGAGGCACCUCCUGAACUACGCCUACAACAGCAACAUCAACCUGCCCAACGCUGAGGCGCUGCUCAACAAUGAGAUCGACUGGCUCAAGAAGAUCAGGGAUGAGGUGAAGCGGACAGGAGAGACGGGGGUGGAGGAGACUAUUCUAGAAGGUCACCUGGGGGUCACCAAGGAGCUGCUGGCCUUCCAGACACCAGAGAAGAAGUACUACAUUGGCUGUGAGAAGGGCGGGGCCAACCUCAUAAAGGAGUUGAUAGAUGACUUCAUCUUCCCGGCGUCUAACGUGUACCUGCAGUACGUGAAGAGUGGGGAGUUCCCUACGGAGCAGGCCAUCCCUGUCUGUAGCAGCCCCGCCUCCAUCAACGCCGGCUUCGAGUUGCUGGUGGCUCUGCCGGUCGGCUGUGUCCGGAACCUCAAGCAGAUCGUUGAUACACUCACUGACAUGUACUACCUAGGUUGUGAGGCUCUGACAGAGUGGGAAUACCUCCCCCCAGUGGGGCCGCGGCCCACCAAAGGCUUUGUGGGGCUGAAGAACGCAGGGGCCACCUGCUACAUGAACUCUGUCAUCCAGCAGCUCUACAUGAUCCCGCCCAUCCGUAACGGUGUCCUGGCCGUGGAGGGCACCGGCACCGACGUGGACGAUGAACUGUCCGGGGACGAGAAGCAGGAGAACGAGACUAAUGCCGACGGAACGGCGCGGGAUGAGGUGUUCGCCUACCAACACCAGUUUGACGACAAGCCCUCGCUGAGUAAGUCUGAGGACAGGAAGGAGUACAACAUUGGGGUGCUACGCCACCUACAGGUCAUCUUUGGUCACCUGGCCUCCUCCCGACUGCAGUACUACGUACCCCGAGGCUUCUGGAAACAGUUCAGGUUAUGGGGUGAGCCGGUGAAUCUGCGAGAGCAGCACGAUGCCCUGGAGUUCUUCAACUCUUUAGUAGACAGUCUGGAUGAGGCUCUGAAGGCCAUGGGCCACUCCUCCAUGCUCAGCAAGGUGCUGGGAGGUUCCUUUGCCGACCAGAAAAUCUGCCGUGACUGCCCCCACAGGUAUGAGUGUGAGGAGUCCUUCACCACGUUGAACGUGGACAUCAGGAACCACCAGAACCUGCUGGACUCUAUGGAGCAGUACGUCAAAGGAGACUUGCUGGAGGGAGCCAACGCAUACCACUGUGAGAAGUGUAACAAGAAGGUGGACACAGUGAAGCGUCUGCUGAUCAAGAAGCUUCCUCCAGUGCUGGCCAUCCAGCUGAAAAGGUUUGACUACGACUGGGAGAGGGAGUGUGCCAUCAAGUUCAACGACUACUUUGAGUUCCCCAGGGAGCUGGACAUGGAGCCCUACACUGUGGCCGGGGUGGCAAAGCUGGAGGGAGAUGACGGCAACCCGGAGAGCCAGAUGAUCAUGCAGAACGAACCAUCGGAACCUGACCCACCAGGCUGUAGUUCUAAGUACCGCCUGGUGGGGGUGCUGGUGCAUUCAGGCCAGGCCAGCGGCGGCCACUACUACUCCUAUAUCAGCCAGCGAGACGGUGGCACCGGCGGUAGCGCCGACAGCGGGCAGAAGGAGCGCUGGUACAAGUUUGACGACGGUGACGUGACGGAGUGCAAGAUGGACGACGACGAGGAGAUGAAGAGCCAGUGCUUCGGGGGGGAGUACAUGGGAGAGGUGUUUGACCACAUGAUGAAGAAGAUGUCCUACAGGAGGCAGAAGAGAUGGUGGAACGCCUACAUCCUGUUCUAUGAGAGGAUGGACGCGGCAGGGGGAGGGGCCGCAAUGGAGGCAGACGGAGAGCUGGCCAGGUGCAUCUCAGAGCUGACUGUGUCUCCCACUACACCACGACAGGUGACGAUGCCGGGGGCCAUUGAAUGCAGUGUGAGGAAGCAGAACGUCCAGUUCAUGCACAGCCGUAUGCAGUACAGCUUGGAGUACUUCCAGUUCGUCAAGAAGCUGCUGACCUGCAACAGCGUCUACCUCAACCCUCCCCCGGGUCAGGACCACCUGCUGCCAGAGGCAGAGGAGAUAGCCAUGAUCAGCAUCCAGCUAGCAGCUAGGUUCCUCUUCAGCACCGGGUUCCACACCAAGAAAGUAGUCCGGGGGCCCGCCGGUGACUGGUAUGACGCCCUGUGCAUCCUGCUGCGCCACAGUAAGAACGUCCGCUGCUGGUUUGCCCACAACGUUCUGUUUGCGUAUCCCACGCGCUUCUCUGAGUACCUGCUGGAGUGUCCCAGUGCCGAGGUCCGGGGGGCCUUCGCCAAACUCAUCGUCUUCAUCGCCCACUUCUCCCUGGCGGACGGGCCAUGCCCCGCCCCCGCCAGCUGCCCUGACGGGUCCACACAGGGCUGUGAUAACCUGAGUCUGAGUGAUCACCUGUUGAGGGCUGUGUUGAACCUGCUUAGGAGAGAGGUGUCAGAGCACGGCCGACACCUGCAGCAGUUCUUCAACCUCUUCGUCAUGUACGCCAACCUGGGUCUUGCAGAGAAGACCCAGUUGUUGAAGCUGAGUGUCCCUGCUACCUUCAUGCUGGUGGCUCUAGACGAGGGGCCUGGCCCUCCCAUAAAGUACCAGUAUGCAGAACUGACCAAGCUCUACGCUGUAGUCUCCCAGCUACUGCGCUGCUGUGACGUCUCCACACGCAUGCAGUCGUCCAUCAAUGGCAAUCCGUCCCUGGCCAACCCGUAUGGAGACACCAACCUGACCACCCCCAUCAUGCCCCUGCAACAGCUGGUGUCAGAGAUCCUCUUCGUUAGGACCAGCUAUGUGAAGAAAAUCAUCGAGGACUGCAGCAACUCUGAGGAGACGGUCAAGCUGCUGCGCUUCAGCUGCUGGGAAAACCCCCAGUUCUCCUCUACCGUGCUGUCUGAGCUGCUCUGGCAGGUGGCGUACUCCUACACAUAUGAGCUGAGGCCUUACCUGGACCUGCUGCUGCAGAUACUGCUGAUAGAGGACUCCUGGCAGACCCACAGGAUCCACAACGUGCUGAAGGGUAUACCAGACGACAGGGACGGCCUGUUUGACACCAUUCAGCGCUCUAAGAACCACUACCAGAAACGGGCCUACCAGUGUAUCAAGUGCAUGGUGGCUCUGUUCAGCAACUGUACUGUGGCCUACCAGAUACUACAGAGUAACGGGGACCUGAAGCGUAAGUGGACGUGGGCGGUGGAGUGGCUGGGGGACGAGCUGGAGAGGAGGCCCUACACAGGGAACCCCCAGUACACCUACAACAACUGGUCUCCCCCUGUCCAGAGCAACGAGACCUCCAACGGGUACUUCCUGGAGCGCUCACAUUCCGCACGCAUGACCCUGGCCAAGGCCUGUGAACUUUGCCCCGAGGAGGUACGAAAGGAGCCAGAUGAUCAGGAGGCAACAGAAGAUCACGACUCCUCCCCUCCCGAGGACACAGCGCUGUACCCCCAUAACCCUGCUCCUGCCACGCAGUUUCAGCAGCAGAACAACCACCCCCACGCCCAGCCCUAUACGGGUCCGGCUGCCCAGCACAUGAACACGCCCCAGCGGCCCCCACAGAGAGCACAGGAGAGCUGGGAGAGCACCACAGAGGAGGUGGGGCCCGUGGCGUCCCCACCCGCUAUCCAGACGACAAAAGAGUAACAACAUGACACGAGGGCAACCAACCCCUUUAACCUGCAACUCACCUCCCCAAAUCUCUUUGCACACUAUCACUCAAUACCUUCAAGACACCCAGUUUAUUGAUCGGCUGAUCAAACAGUCUAUUUAAGACUAGACCCAGGCCGGAGCGCUCUCUUCUCUCCAGGAGGAACAGCGUCCUUUGUCACCCUUGACUCCUGCCCUCUGGAUCGGGCCAAUUAAGCUCUUCAAGUGUCUGUUUCCAUUGUAGAAUUGGAAUUCUAUGAUUUCUAUAACUUUGAGUGGGAAGAAUUACAACCUUCUCUUUCUCUCUGCCCCAUAGAGACAUGUCACUGCUGACAGAGGAAAAAAAGCAUACUCCUGUCUGCAGGGUUGUGUGUACAGUGUUUUUGAGAAACUGAGAUGAAAGACAAUGAUGUGUGUACAGGAAGUGAAACAGAAUGGUGAUGGGAAGGUGUACAUAGUUUGUUAAUGUUUUGGAAUCGUUAAAACCUUCCUUCCCUCGACCUCCCUCCCAACCUACAGCAAUGAUGCAGCAAGGCUGUCCUGGAUUGGCCCCGAGUAUGUGACUUCAAAACUGAAAAGGAAGACCAAUGUCAAAUCAAAUGGGGAAAAUAAUAAGCGUUGCUAUUGUUUUCUCUGCUUUGUAGUGCAUGGAGGUGAGGUUUGGCCUGUCACUGGCUGACCGGGUCUUGGUUGAUGCAGUUCCACCAGUAUACUAUAGUAGGUUUCAAACGCCUCUCGCAGUGAGGACAUGUUGAAUAGAGAAUUAAAACCGGUAUCACCCCAUGUGCACCAGUUGACAAUGGCAGGGCGGGUGAAGGCUUGUUUGAUCUCUGCUCACUUGAAGUGAAAAGAACUCUGCUUCUUGGUUUUCUUACCUUUUUCCCUUCCACAUUUUUGUCCUACUUGAACACAGCUACAGUCUUACAAAUGUCUGUCUGUUGAGAAUAACAUAUGAAGCAUUCUAAAGCAGGGUCAUGAUCUACAGUAACUGCUGGUAAACAAGCUAACUGACUCGCCCAGUGUUUCUGAUUGUUCUUCUAGGAUUCUAUCUGCAACGAAAGUAGAUGGCUGUGUUUCAGUUGGUAACAUGAAUGUGUGGUUUGUUGUAAUUUAUUUUUUGUUUUACUGGGAGAAUUGUCUGAAACGAGCAAAGUCCCUGCAAAAAAAGAAGCCCUUGAUAUGAAGAAUCGUAGGCUAUUUUAUUUCAAUUACCUAGAUGUUGUUUUUGCUGAUUUGAAAGGAAGUAGAAAGUAAUUGAAGAGGAACUUUUUGGUCCAAUUCUUUUUUCUUUAAAAAAAACAACAACACUUUGUUAAUAAUUGUUUUGAGUUCCAUCUGCCCUGAACUGUUUUUGCUAACAAUAGUUUUGGCCAUGGUGUGAUUUUGAAUUCUGGAGCUACAGUUCACACUUCGAAGUUGUUGUUUUUGUCUGUACAGCAGUGUGCCCACUACCAAGAAUAGAUGGAAAAUGCCAUCUUUACAUUGUAGUAGUUUCAUAUUUCAUCUAUGGUACAUUGUAAAUACCCAAUGCACGCAAAAAAAAAAUCAUCAGGACAUACAACGUGACAGUGACGAAACAAUAUCUAGUUGAGGGAAUUUGCCAACAGUAAAUGGCAUUGCCCCAAGGGACUGGGUUGAAACUGCAAUGGAUUAGACACAAAAUGUCUGCUAAAACUGUGGCCUUUACAGACGAGCUGUGGAGGAGCAAAGUGAGGAGGGAACGCCCCCUCCCCAAACAAAAAGCAUACUGGGGAGAAGAAAAGUGGCAACCCGGAACCUCCUGAGAGGACAAGACUGUGGAUGGUUCUAGAUUGGAACCUAAUGGGGGGGGGGGGGGGGUGGUUAGAAUGCUGUAUGGACUGAUGUCAUCCUUCCAGGCCCUGCCCUAAAGCACUACAGGUCAUGUCUCCUCUCACUUCUUCCAUAAUAUUUUUUAGACUGCCUGGUCUUAGAUUGUUUUUUUUUCUGUUUAUUUUGGCAUCUUUUUUGUGUUUAUUUUGGCAUCUUUUUUGUGUAAGGUGUUAUUUCAGGAUCAGAACUGCCUUCUUAUUUUGUUUGAAUAAUUAUAGUUUUUGUUGUUGUGAAACAUGCAUGGAUGGUUAUUACCCCCCCCCAAAAAAAAAAAAAUCUGCCUUGGAGCACUCUACAAACACACCACACUGUAAAAUUAUACUUUAAGAAAAGACAAAUAAAUGGUCUUUUGAAUUA
Oncorhynchus gorbuscha (pink salmon) is the source of this 10398-nucleotide messenger RNA. Its product is annotated as probable ubiquitin carboxyl-terminal hydrolase FAF-X. Gene Ontology annotation, molecular function: cysteine-type deubiquitinase activity; cysteine-type endopeptidase activity. Gene Ontology annotation, cellular component: cytosol; nucleus. The transcript is spliced from 42 exons. The coding region runs from base 400 to 8187 and encodes 2595 amino acids. Lineage: Eukaryota; Metazoa; Chordata; Actinopteri; Salmoniformes; Salmonidae. The record is from RefSeq and is a predicted model, not a curated record. Gene Ontology annotation, biological process: protein deubiquitination; cell migration.